AUGCUCACUCUCGUUGGUGUCAAUGGAGCGGGCGCCUCUGGUCCCGCACCACCAACGCAAAAUCAGAAUCGACUCGUGCCUGCAAACAUUGUUCAAAACUCGCAAGCCAUGUUUGCUGCUCGGGCCCCUAUGCAACAAGUACGUGCGAGAGCCCAGCAGCAACAGAAGCAACCCCAACAACAACAAGUUCCUCAGAACAUGAUAAAUCAUCCAGUCUUCAGAAAUUCACAAGGGUCGAUGCAAACUGCAGCACAGCAGAUGCAGAACCAACAGCAGCGACAAAACCAACUGCGGCAUCAGCAGCAGCAGCAAGCGAUAUUGCAGUCAUCGCAGCGGACACAACAUAAUGUGUCUAGACCUGCCAGAAUGCACAACUCUUCAGUAGACAGUCGCCGCGCCAUUUCUCAAGGGCAACUGCAUUCGCUAUCACUGGACUCAACAAUUCCCGGACAGAACGCACCUAUGAGUGCUGAUCAAGCUGUAGCGAUGUCUGGGGACGUGAUUGAUGUGAGAGGGGCAAUGUCCUUUGACGGGCUCUUUCCCACAGUUGGAACCCGAACGUCACCCUCUCGCAGCACUGGAGCGGCUGCAGCCCAGGCUCCGGCUCAGGGAACCGCUUCAGGCCGUGCAUUAAUGCAAAUGGUGGGGGUCCCGGCUGCCCAAGCACCGAUUGGGUCAAAUGGCCUCCAGAUUAGAGCAAAUGGCGGAAAACCUCGGUCAUUUCCGGGACAUCAGCUCGCUGGUAGCGAGGCGCCAAGCACUGCUAGUCGGAGAGGAAGCAUGGAUAUGUCUGUCGACGGGCGACCAUACGAGGAUACAGCUAUUGUUGACGAGUCUCAACCAAGGGCGGGAGCCAAUGUGGUCACGUCCGGGAAGAGACGUGCGGGUAGCCAAAGUGUAUCUAGAAAAUCAGGUGGUACACCGCAACCCGACGAGACUGGCACUCGAAGAACCGCUAUUGGGCCCGGGUCAGAGAGCGGUGGUCCGGCUAAGAGACAGCGUUCAACAGGCACAUUUCAGAGGAAUGCGGGCACUUCGCCCAGUGCGCAACUCUCGAAACAGUUGUCGGGUGGUAAUAUAGAAGCAAUGUCUCGCACUUUACCUCAAAAUGGUAUGCAGGGACAUGCCACUGGGACAAGCCGCGCGCAGGUCAUGCCCAUGCAGAGACAGAGACAAACAUAUAGACCAAAUGCGGAUCGACGGAAUAACGCCCAGUUCUAUUCACAUCUGGGCGCUAGUGAGAACCCAAUGGCGCGAGGCGGAAAUAGAUACUCUGGGAGGACGAAUGGAGUACCAAACCCUCCACCGUACCCCCAGAAUGAUCAGUCCCAGAGUAAUCCCCAUCGCGAUGCAUUUCUUCAAAACCAAGUGCCAAGUGGGAGACGAACUCCUCUAAGCAACGCAAACACGAGUGCCAGCAACGCUGGGAAAGGCGCAGAUGGGCGGGCACAAGCAAGGGCUCCAAAAGGUAGUGACAGUAACAUUCCAUUGCCACAAGCACAGCAGAGCGGAGUGUCCUAUCCUGUUGCGCCAUUGCAAACCGAUCCCCGGUUGAUGCUACUAGGGUCAUCAGAUAUGCUAGGGUCAUCAGAUAUGAUGAAUUACAUUGCGAGUAGUGACUUACCUGUUGGGCAAGUAUAUGGGAUGCCGCCCAAUGCCAACUUUCUCGAUCUCAGGAACGGGGGGCCGGCAUCAAAGAAGGCUGUGCAAGGUCAACAGGAAGCAAGCAUAAGGAAGAAUGUGGUACACGACCAGCAGUCUGGCGUCGGUACAGACGCACAACAAACAGAUGUGCAGACGGCUGCUCAGCUCGUACGCAAAGAAGCAAACAGUUCGCACCGAAUGAGACCGGCAUUCAGAGGAGAGUUGCUCAAGCAACAAGGCGCGAUGCAGAUCGGGAAACAGGAGAUGCCUCUGACAAAUGAAAAGAAAGGCAAAACAGAGACAAACAUGAGCGGAAUCGACAAACAAAACCGAUUCGGCAACGAUUUGAAACGCAACGGUUCUAGCCGUGCCAUGAAAACAAUUGAGACUACGGGAGGGAGUAGAGGUCGGCACAUGGAUGGCGCAAACAAGAAUAAUGCAUUGAACACAUCAUCGGGAGCGCUUCCUCACAUGGGACUGAGUCCAUCACUAGUCGGCUCGGGAUCAAAGAGAGAUAGAGUUGCCACCGAAGCAGAUAUGGAGAACCGCUCCACGAAGAGCGAUAGACAGGCAUCUGGAACUCGGGGAGGUGGAACACAGUCGCAGAAGAGUACAGCCUCCGGUGGAAGUGGUGCGGUUGAGGGCCGUACGCAGGCGGCGAAUUCUUCUGGUACAAGGCGAGGACGGGGGCGAUCAAGGGGUCGUGGUUCCGGUGGUGGUCGUCGCGCUCGUGGAGAGCGAGCUCCUCCACGAGGAGGAAAUGGGUCUCGCGGAGGAACUAGUGCUCAGGCGGCGCGCAAUAAUGCACAGGAACAAAAGAAUGCUGUGACGGCCAAUUUGCAACGAAGCGCAGAGGCAUCUCGUACAUCACAAGCCGGCGCAGACCGGAUGCUAGGAAGUUCAUCAAUGCUGAUGCCGCCACGAGGGAGCAGUGCUACUCAUGAGAACCGGUCUCAAACCCAAAAAGGAGAACGAGGCGCCAGGGUGAGCUCCAAACACGUCGAGGAGACGGAUUUGCAACGAGCCCCGAAGUUGCCGUUUGAUUUGGGUGACGCUAACGCUACGGCAGAGUCCCGAGGACCAGAUGUCUCUGGCGACCAGCAACCAUCCGCAAAUCAUAUGCACUCUGGAUUGGAAUUCUUCCCACAACCGAGCAUAGGUGGAGGCGGUCGGACUAACGGAGAUUUAAGUAAUGACGCCGGAGAGAAGGCGUUCGAAGUACAGCCACUGAACUUCAUGCCUGGAGACGGAAAGCUUGGAAACCAAAGCGGGAGCAAUUACGGCUAUGAGAUGUCUCCUUACAUGGCAAACGGUGUUGACGAUACAGAUCUCGGGGACAUGAUGAGUCCACAGAUACCUGCCAAUCUGGGAUUCGGACCACCGCCGGAUUUGGAAGAUGCUGGUAUGCUAGGUGUAGAUCCCGGUGAUCUAGCCAUACCUGGCCGAAGCCGAUCGUGAGCUUGGUCAUAUCCGUAUUGUGUGUGUUUAAGUGCGUUGACUGUGAAUCAAAGACUAUCUAUAUACUUAUACACGUACAUUGAAAACUAAAGCUCCGUCACACAGUGUGGACCCC
Messenger RNA from Chondrus crispus (carragheen), 3217 nucleotides. RefSeq lists its product as hypothetical. The record is from RefSeq and is a predicted model, not a curated record. The transcript has 2 exons. The coding region runs from base 1 to 3102 and encodes 1033 amino acids. Lineage: Eukaryota; Rhodophyta; Florideophyceae; Gigartinales; Gigartinaceae.